Messenger RNA from Ziziphus jujuba (common jujube), 1018 nucleotides. RefSeq lists its product as uncharacterized. Gene Ontology annotation, molecular function: calcium ion binding. The record is from RefSeq and is a predicted model, not a curated record. Lineage: Eukaryota; Viridiplantae; Streptophyta; Magnoliopsida; Rosales; Rhamnaceae. The coding region runs from base 137 to 664 and encodes 175 amino acids. The transcript has 6 exons.
GCGCCUACCAAACGAUACCAACCAAGAGAGACUGCAACUGCGAUCUAUACGUUGGAAGUUGAAGGGGUAAAAAUGCUGCCUACUUCGUCUUCCUUCGUACAAACAAACAGCUCCAAAUUAGGGCUUAUACGUAGUCAUGGGCAACACAUCGUCCAUGCUGACUCAGUACGACAUUGAAGAAGUCGAAGAGCACUGCAACCAUGCCUUUUCGCAGCAGGAGAUUGUUUCGCUGUACCAGAGAUUCUGUCAGCUCGAUCGCAGUGGCGGAGGUUUCAUCUCCGCCGAUGAAUUCUUGUCCGUACCUGAAUUCGCCGUCAAUCCCCUCUCUCAGAGAUUGCUGAGGAUGUUGGACGGAUUGAAUUUUAAAGAAUUUGUAGCAUUCUUGUCAGCAUUCAGUUCUCGAGCAAGCUUGCAGCAGAAAAUUGAAUUUAUUUUCAAGGUAUAUGAUACAGACUGCAAUGGGAAAGUUACAGCCGGUGACCUGCUGAACAUUUUGCGCGAUUUGACAGGACAAUUCAUAUCCGAGCAACAGAGGGAGCAAGUAUUGACUCGUGUCCUUGAGGAAUCAGGCUAUGCAAAGGAUGCCUCAUUAACCAUAUCUGACUUCAUGAAGAUACUUGGAAACUCUGAUAUGAAGAUGGAGGUUGAGGUUCCAGUGGAUUAAAAUGAAGCAAACAAAUGUCUGAGCUGCAAUUCUUAUGAACAUCGAGUGCACAACUGGAUCAUAUAUUUUCGUGUUUAAACAUUGCAGAGUUCUGCUUAUUCAUUGUAAAUCAACGUCAUAAUCACCAGAUGUAACUUGUAACUAAUAAAUUAUGAGACUCAAGAAUAAAGUUUACUGUGCUAGAUGAAAAAGAAACCAUUAGCGGAAGGAUCCGCUUGCCUAGUCAUGUGUGUUUGAGGACAACUAUUGAGGUUUCAUUUGGUUGUUGAUAGCAUCUAUCACAAACCUUGAUUUCGUAUAUCAUUGAACGAAACUCGUAUAAAAUGGUGUUGAGAUUGGAUGUUUUCUUUAGAA